Rhododendron vialii is the source of this 1560-nucleotide messenger RNA. RefSeq lists its product as uncharacterized. Bases 1 to 1560 code for a protein of 519 amino acids. The record is from RefSeq and is a predicted model, not a curated record. Lineage: Eukaryota; Viridiplantae; Streptophyta; Magnoliopsida; Ericales; Ericaceae. The transcript has 5 exons.
AUGAUGAAUGAUAUUAGAAAUCAAUUGGGAAAGUUGACAACUACCGUGGGUAUGCUUCAGCAAGAGAAGGGGAAGUUUCCAACGCAACCUCAACCCAACCCGCAAACGACGUCUACUCCGCCAAAUUCUCAAGGUCUCCACUUUGCUAGCUCUUCGGUGACUUUCCCUGAGCAAGUAAAGGCUAUUAUUUCACUUCGAAGGGGAAAGACAGUUGACAAUCAAGUGGUGAUGCCUCCAGAACCAUCUUAUUUGCCUCCUCCUAUUGAUCGUUCAAUUCCAACAUCAACCCUUGGGGAAUCUCCCAAGGAGGCAAGCAAAGAGGUUUCAAAGGAAAAUGGUAAUGGUAAGGGUAAGGUGAAGGAACAAAGUGUACCGGACCCUCAAGUUAUUCCAACACCGGCUCCGUUCCCUAAUCCUUACAUUCCGGGUCUUAAGGACCCCGUACAUCUCUUAUGGACUUCCAAUAUGAGCUCAAGUAGUUCUUCUUCAAUUAACAUACCGAAUAAGCACAGAGGUAUCGAUAACUAUACUGAGGGUAUCGAUAACAAUGGGUUUUCUGGGCUUGGUAAUGCAAGGGUAUCGAUAACAGAUGCAAAGGUUAUCAAUAACAAGGCUGUUCGAGCAGAAUUCUCAGCAGACUUUCAUGGGCUUGGGUUGGGGGAGAUGAAGCCUACUCGUGUCACACUCCAGUUGGCAGAUCGAAGUGUUCGUGUUCCAAGGGAAGUAGUGGAAGAUGUUCUAGUCCAAGUUGAUCAGUUUGUUUAUCUGGUGGAUUUUGUCAUUCUUGACACCAAUCCGACCGACUCUUCUGCUGCUUCUACUCCAGUAAUUCUUGGAAGACCUUUUCUAGCCACGGCGGAUGCAAUCAUCAACUGUCGAAACAGACUUCUUAAUAUGACUUUCGGUAACAUGAAGAUGGAGGUCAAUGUUUUUAAUGUGGGCAGUCAAAUGGGGGAUGACGAGAAUAUACAUGAAGUGAGCCUUAUUGAUACUCUUGUGGAAGAACAUGUGGACGAGUUGCUCUAUAGUGAUCCUUUGGAAGUUGCCCUUACAGCCGAAGAGGCUGAAUUUCUCGAAUCUUCUGACGUUAGUUAUUUGUAUUCCUUGCUCAAAGACGGGGAUGAAGCUUAUGCUCUGAACGCUUGGACCCCAAAAUUUGAAGAGUUUGAAGAACUACCUUCGAUAGAGAAGAAGGUUCUUCCCUCUCCUGUAGAUCCUCCUCUAUAUGAUGAUCCAGGGGGGAAGCGCCUCACCGCUAAAGUUAUCCUUUCCGAUCUCUUGUAUCUUGAUUCUUCCCCAGAGGAAUUACUCCUUGCUCACGAGAUGAACAUGCUUGAAACAUCAGGCGUCUACUAUGAAGAUCCAUUGGCAAAAUCUCUCACCACUAAGGAAAUGGAUGCCGAAGUGGAUUACUUGUAUUCGUUGUUGACUAAACAAGAUGCUUAUGGACCAAUCUUUGAAGAGUUGGCAACCAUGGAAGCUGCAAUUGUCCCUUCAAAUCCUCUGUGCCUUAAUCUUCUCACCGCUAAAGAGAUGGAUGCUGAGUUCUCGUGUGGCUGA